AUGGUGCUUGGAGAAGCCGUGACUCUCCUCCUGGCGGUCUGUCUCUCAGGCCUGGCUAUCCACUGGGAGUGGAAAUGGUGGCAUCAAAGGAGGAAACUUCCCCCUGGGCCAACACCUCUGCAAUACCCGAUCUAUUUCCUGCAUCCGUGGAAGACAGGGCUGCUCAAGCCACUGAUGAAGAUCAAAGAGAAGUACGGCCCCGUGUUCACGGUGUAUAUGGGCUUCCGGCGGGUCGUGGUUCUCUGCGGCUACGACGUGGUGAAGGAAGCCCUGGUGGACCAUGCAGAGGAGUUCAGCGACAGAGCUAAAAUGGCCAUAGUGGACAGACUCUUCACUGGUUAUGGUGUUUUUACGGCUAACGGGGAACGGUGGAAGAAGCUCCGUCGAUUUUCCUCUGAAAUCCUGAGGAAUUUUGGGGUGGGGGGUAGCAGCAUUGAGGAGCGGAUCCAGGAGGAAGCCCAGUACCUGGUGGAGGAGAUGAGGAAAACCAAAGGUUCUCCCUUCGACCCCACCCUCCCCAUCUACUACGCCGUCUCCAACGUCAUCUGUGCCAUUGCCUUUGGGAACCGCUUCGAAUACGAGGACAAAAAGUUUCUGAACUUGAUGGGCAUCAUCAACAACUUGUUUCUGGAAAUAAGCACCCACUGGAGCCUGCUCUACGAGAUCUGUCCAAGGAUCCUGCAAUUCCUACCUGGGCCGCACAAGCGGAUGCCGCGCAUCUACAAGACACUACACGAGUUUAUCCUGGAGAGGGUGAGGAUGAACCAGCAGAGCCUGGACCCCAGCUGCCCUCGGGACUACAUCGACUCCUUCCUCAGCAGGAUGGAACAGGAAAAGCAAAACCCACUGAGUGAAUUCAACACCGCAAACCUGGUGGAUAGCGUGACGCAACUAUUUGGUGCUGGGACAGAGACAACUUCCUCCACCUUGAGAUACGGAUUCCUGCUCUUGGUCAAAUACCCGGAGGUGCAAGGCAAGGUGCAAGAGGAGAUCGACCGCGUCGUCGGCCAGAACCGCAGCCCAGCCAUGCACCACCGAGGCCAAAUGCCGUACACCAAUGCCGUGAUCAAUGAGGUCACGAGAUUCGCCAACAUCCUCCCCGUGGGAAUUCCACACGCCCUGACCUGCGACGUCCACUUCCGCGGGUACUUCCUUCCCAAGGGUACGGAUAUUUGCGCUGCCUUAGGCACUGUUCUCCAAGACCCCAAAUACUUCAAGGAUCCAGAAAACUUCAGCCCCGGGCAUUUCCUGGAUGAAGAAGGCCGCUUCAAGAAGAACAAUGCUUUCCUGCCAUUUUCUGCAGGCAAGAGGGUGUGUCUGGGCAAGAGCCUGGCCCUCAUGGAGCUCUUCCUGAUCCUAACCACCGUCUUGCAGCGCUUCACCCUGAAAUCGCUGAAACCCCCGCAGGAGAUCGACCUCACCCCAAAAAUGAAUGGAUUUGGGAUCAUCCCCCCCAGCUACGAGAUCUGCGCCUGCCCACGUGAGGAAGAACUGCAGGACGCGGCCUAGGAGAGUCACAGC
Molecule: messenger RNA, 1521 nt
Organism: Alligator mississippiensis (American alligator)
Lineage: Eukaryota; Metazoa; Chordata; Crocodylia; Alligatoridae
Product: cytochrome P450 2G1-like
Exons: 9
Coding region: 1-1509 (502 amino acids)
Biological process (GO): xenobiotic metabolic process
Cellular component (GO): intracellular membrane-bounded organelle; cytoplasm
Molecular function (GO): oxidoreductase activity, acting on paired donors, with incorporation or reduction of molecular oxygen, reduced flavin or flavoprotein as one donor, and incorporation of one atom of oxygen; heme binding; iron ion binding
Source: RefSeq, a predicted model, not a curated record